Molecule: messenger RNA, 1159 nt
Organism: Aspergillus piperis CBS 112811
Lineage: Eukaryota; Fungi; Ascomycota; Eurotiomycetes; Eurotiales; Aspergillaceae
Product: ubiquitin domain-containing protein
Exons: 3
Coding region: 147-1061 (304 amino acids)
Source: RefSeq, a predicted model, not a curated record
CUCCAACUGCGUUCCUGCAGUGACUUUCCCUGACCACUGACCCCCGUCGGUUCUGGCGACUGGUUGUCUUUGGCUGAUGGAGCUUGAGCUUGUUUCUUCAACAUGGUGAGUCUUAGAACCACCCUUCUGUUCUCCUUGAUUUCUCCAUGUCCGCACCCUAUACAUUUUCCCGAUGCGGAGUCGGUUGUUGCUUUUCUAUAUCGCGCGACAAUAGCCGUCCUUCCUAUGCAGCGCAGGUAGUUACCGAAGAGCGCCGUCCCGAAGACUCUCAUCCCCAAGCCGCCGCAACAAGCAAUGCGCUCACCUCCGGCAACUCAUCUACCAGGGCGCGCGCCCCCCGCAUCAGGGCAGAACACUUCCCGCUGAGCCAGCAUUACAAUGCGCCUAUCCGUCGUCACGUUUGGUAUAGCAAACGGCGUCUAUGGACCCGCACACAACUGGACCAGGAGCGCACCGAGUUCUUCGAAACCAGGGUCACAGGUCGUUCAGAGAUCUGGGCGGCUUUGUCUGCGGCCAUCUCUUUGAUGCGCGCCGGUGAUCUCGCAACAGCGCAGAGUUUCAUUGAUGCAGCCGGCAUCACCGUCCCCACCGGUGAUCUCUGCCAAGGCUGUUACGACGAGCAAGGUGUACUCUACCGGCUACCACAGUGCAUUGUGAGCGACCCAGAGAAUAUCGUGCGAUCCGACGAGGAGCCCGAUGACUUCGAUACGGAUGACGGCAAGCUAUCUUCAGACGAAGCCUCAGGGGAUGAAUUAAUAGCCGAUGACAUCGAACGUCGCCGGGACGAAAAGGGCAAGACUAGCGAGCGUGAUCUGAUCCGCAUUCGUGCGCGAUUGAGCGAUAGAGGCGGUCCCGAUAUCGUCCUGUCAGUGGUGAAGACAAUGAAUGUCGGCUUGAUAGCCCGUAAAGUGCAACAAGAGGCAGGGAUUCCGCGCACUCACCGUGUGAGAUUCGUCUACCUAGGCAGAAUGCUCAAGGAACAUGUGCCCCUAGUCGACCAGGGAUGGAAUUCCGCCCACGUUAUCAGCGCCCUCGUUGUCCCGCGACAAUCGGUGUCCUGACAGUUUCGUGGCUGCGAUAGCUCACAUGCAACCUAACAGCCUGCCUGCAUGAACAACCUGCAGAGACCGAUCCACCUAAUCCACACUUUGAUCUACGG